This is a messenger RNA of Lathyrus oleraceus (garden pea), 1620 nucleotides long. RefSeq lists its product as uncharacterized. NCBI's taxonomy places the organism in Eukaryota, Viridiplantae, Streptophyta, Magnoliopsida, Fabales, Fabaceae. The record is from RefSeq and is a predicted model, not a curated record. The transcript is spliced from 3 exons. The coding region runs from base 1 to 1620 and encodes 539 amino acids.
AUGACUUCCGAAUCUAAAGGGGUGUAUAAUAAAUCUCCAGUUUUUAAUGGUGAAAACUAUGGUUAUUGGAUGGAUUGCAUGUGUAUCCAUAUUAAUUCUAUUGAUAGGAAUUUAUGGAAUGCCAUCCAAAAUGGUCCAUUUAAAAUUACUAUAACCAAUGCGGAUGAUGUUGUUGUACGUAAACCAGAAACACAAUGGAAUACAAAUGAUGAGCAAAAGUAUUCUUGUGAUUGGAAAGUAAGGAAUAUUCUAAUCUCCGCGGUAAGAGUUUAUGAAUAUUACCGUGUUUCUCAUUGUGAAACUACUAAAGUUAUGUGGGACUCAUUACAAGUUACCCAUGAAGGUACAAACGAGGUCAAAAAAGCUAGAAUCAAUACUUUAAACCAAGAGUUUGAACUCUUUCAUAUAAAGAAUGGUGAAACCAUUGCAGAUAUGCAAAAGAGGUUCACUCAUCUUAUAAAUCGUUUGAAUGCACUUGGUAAGCCCGUUUCCAAUGAAAUUGCUACUAAUAACAUUUUGAGAUGUCUUAAUAGGAAAUGGAAACCUAAGGUCACCGCCAUCAAGGAAGAUAAAAACCUAUUGACAUUAGACAUUACUACUUUAUUUGGCAAACUUGAAGAACAUGAGCAAGAGCUCAUUUGUUUAGAGAAGCAUGAGAAGAAGAUUAAGAAAGAAAAGAACAAGGAGGUUGAAAAUAAGUCAACUGCUCUUGUGGCUUCUAGUUCUAAGUCCUCAACAAAAGAGCAUGAUGAAAGUAGAACUAGUUAUAACGAGAAGUCAGAUAAUGAAAUAAUGAGGUUUUUUGUUAAACGGUACCAUAAAUACAUUAAGAGAAAUGGAGUAAAGCACUCUGACAACAAUCUCAUCAACUUUAGAAGACAAGAUAAAAUUAAUGGUCAAUAUAAGAAGUCUAGCAAGCUUAGAAGAGCAUGUGUAGCUUGGGAAAGUGAUAGUGAAUCCUCAAGUGAAGGUAGCUCAAGUGAAAGUGAUGAAGCGGCAAAUUUUUGUCUCAUGGCCCAUCAUCAUAAGAAGAAAAAUGUAAGUCACUAUAAAUAUGAACCUAUUGAUGAUAUGUCUUAUUCUGAAUUACAACCCGUAUUUGAAAAUCUAUAUGGUGAAGCAGUAGACGCUUUUAAAAGAUUGUCUCCAAAUAAAAGAAUUUUUUCAUACUUAGAAGCCAAAGUUUUAGAAACGGAAAAACAAAUGGAAGCUCUUAAGCAAACCAUGUUAGAUGCUUCAAAAGUUGAUGUUGAGGAAGAUAAAUCUUCUUGGUUUGAUUGUGAGACUUGCCAUAUUUGGCAAAAAGAGGUUGAAUGUCUUUGCUUCAUGGAAAGAAUGUGGUUUCUUGAUAGCGGUUUCUCAAGGCAUAUGACGGGUGAUAUUUCCCUAUUCAUUGACUUCACGCCAAAGAAGAAGGUUUUUGUAACCUACGGAGAUAACAACAAGGGUGCAAUACUUGGUAAAGGUAGUGUAGGUAAUCCCUCUUCUACUAAUAUCUAUGACGUAAUACUUGUUGAAGGUCUUAAACAUAAUUUGAUUAGUAUUAGUCAACUAUGUGACAAAGGCUAUAAAAUAACUUUUACAAAUACUUGUUGCAUAAUUGAACAUAAUGACAAGUAA